Messenger RNA from Carassius carassius (crucian carp), 849 nucleotides. It is a transcript of the gene nfu1, whose product is annotated as NFU1 iron-sulfur cluster scaffold homolog (S. cerevisiae). Bases 37 to 795 code for a protein of 252 amino acids. Gene Ontology annotation, biological process: iron-sulfur cluster assembly. The record is from RefSeq and is a predicted model, not a curated record. Gene Ontology annotation, molecular function: iron-sulfur cluster binding; iron ion binding. The transcript has 8 exons. Gene Ontology annotation, cellular component: mitochondrion. NCBI's taxonomy places the organism in Eukaryota, Metazoa, Chordata, Actinopteri, Cypriniformes, Cyprinidae.
GAUGUGACGUCACACAGUCUUCCUGCCCUAACAAACAUGGCCGCGCACUGGAGCGUCGGUGUUGGAAGGAGUUUAUCUGUACUUUUAACUAGAUCGUAUCCUGUAUGCAGUUAUCAUGGGACAGGGCUCACCAGGCCACCCCUUCACAGAGUGACCAGACGUCCCAUUCCACAACAAACAGCCGCUGUGUUUAUCAGAAACAUGUUUAUUCAGACCCAAGACACUCCAAACCCACACAGCCUGAAGUUUCUUCCUGGUCGCGUGGUGCUGGAGUCAGGGACUUUGGACUUCCCUGGACCGAGAGAUGCUUACUGUUCACCCCUGGCAAGGCAGUUGUUCAGAAUAGAUGGAGUCAAGAGUGUCUUCUUCGGCCCUGACUUCAUAACCAUUACUAAGGCUGAUGGUCAGACAGAGUGGAAAGUGAUCAAACCGGACGUCUUCGCCACCAUCAUGGACUUCUUCACCUCCGGACUUCCUGUUGUCAAUGAGGCAGAUGCUCCACGUGCUGACACGGCUCCUUCUGAGGAUGACGAUGAGGUGGUGGCCAUGAUUAAAGAGCUGCUGGACACACGCAUAAGGCCCACGGUGCAGGAGGAUGGAGGUGACGUGUUGUACCGGGGGUUCGAGGAUGGCAUUGUAAAGCUGAAGCUGCAGGGUUCCUGCACCAGCUGUCCCAGCUCCAUCAUCACGCUAAAGAGCGGCAUCCAGAACAUGCUGCAGUUCUACGUUCCCGAGGUGGAAGGAGUCGAGCAGGUGAAGGAAGAGGAUGUGGAUGUCGAAAAGGAAGUCCAGUGACAUGAGUUUCGGUUGACUUCAUCCUUUCUUUCUAAUAAAUGACCUAGCACCCUU